AUGGACAUAGAUGAACUUUUGAGUCACACCUACACACAGGACAAACCUAUUCAAAACCUGCCACAGAUGUGUGAAGUCUUGUCAUGCACUUGGAACCAUAAGCUGGAAGUUACAUAUCCUCACCUUGGCCAAUCAGUUUCUACAGCCAAAAUACAGUCUGGAAGUAUUCAUCAGCCAAAUCGCAUCACCACAUCUGCACUUGGAGAAAAUGUGACUCUUCAGUGCUUUACAACCAGAGAUUCAGGUCGUGCUUUCUUCUGGUACAAGCAAACAGUGGGAGAAAUGCCUCAGGUUGUAGUGGAAAUGCAGCCACACGCACGUCCUACAUAUCCCAACAUUGAUCAUUCACGCUACAGAGCUGAACAAGAUAAGGGCAAAAUUACACUGAUUAUUACAAAAACUGAACCAUCUGAUGAAGCAACAUACUUCUGUGGGACCCAGAUAUUAUAUGACAUUACAUUUGGAGAGGGAACAUUUCUGGCUUUAAUAGGUAAUACGUCUACAGCCAUAUCAGUUGUCCAAAGUCCGUUGUCUGGAUCAGUUCACUCAGGAGAUUCAGUGACUCUGCAGUGUACAGUACUCACUGAGAGAAGUUCAACAGAACUUAGUGUGUUUUGGUUCAGACCCACUUCAGGAGAAUCUCAUCCAGGAAUCAUUUACACCCAUAAAAACAGGAGUGAUCAGUGUGAGAAUGGUUCUCUUUUGCAGAGCUGUGUCUAUAACCUUUCCAAGAGAAACCUCAGUGUCUCUGAUGCUGGAACUUACUACUGUGCUGUGGCCAUCUGUGGAAAAGUGUUGUUUGGAAAUGGAACAAACCUGAUCAUCUCAAAAGAACAGAAUGUAGAAGAUAAAACUCUUAUCCUGCUUGUGAUUUUUCAGUUUGGGAUCUUAAUUGUUUGCUCCAUGUUGGUUGUUUUCCUCCUCUGUACCAGAAAUAAGAAGAGAAAUAACCCUUAUUCAGAUGAUUAUCAAAAAGUUCUCUUCACAACAAUGGAAGCCGAAAUAAAGGAAAAGUGA
This is a messenger RNA of Chanos chanos (milkfish), 1017 nucleotides long. RefSeq lists its product as uncharacterized. Lineage: Eukaryota; Metazoa; Chordata; Actinopteri; Gonorynchiformes; Chanidae. Bases 1 to 1017 code for a protein of 338 amino acids. Gene Ontology annotation, biological process: response to bacterium. The transcript is spliced from 5 exons. The record is from RefSeq and is a predicted model, not a curated record.